AUGCUCACACCCAAUCCAUUGUACAUGUAUUCACACAAAAUCAACGUGACUCCAAUCAGAAAAAUGGCACUUCUUCGUUAUAUGGACACCAUCUUAGUCCCGCUCAGCUUCUUCAUCACAUUUGGUUACCAUACCUAUCUUUGGUAUAAAUUCAAGACCAAACCAUCUUGCACAACAAUCGGCAUCGAAUCCAUCAAGCGGAAACAUUGGCUAAAAGACAUGAAACAGGGAGAUGAUAAUAAAGGCACGUUAGCUGUACAAAGUUUGAGAAAUACGCUGAUGAGUUCUAUACUAUCUGCCAUGGUCACAUCCAUCAUAACAGUAGCUUUGGCUGCUUUGAUCAACAACACAUACAGUGCAAAAGAUCUCUUCAGCAAUUCUUUUUUUGGGUUACAUACGACAAAAAUCCUUUUCCUAAAAUAUGGAUCAGCGUUCCUCUUCUUGUUAACUAGCUUUCUUUGUAGCUCUAUGGCUGUUGCAAACUUGAUCGACGCAAAUUACUUGAUUUAUGCAUUGGGAGCUGAACCUGAGGCUGAAGGGGUUGCAUCGCCAUCACCUUCUUCAUCUCGUAAAUACACGAGAGAUAUCUUGGAAAGAGGGUUUAUUUUGGCUAUUUUUGGAAACAGAAUGCUUUGCAUCACGUUUCCUGUAUUAUUUUGGUUGUUUAGCCCGGUGGUAUUUGUGAUUGCCUCUUUAGUGUUAGUUUGGGGACUCUAUGUGCUUGAUUUUGUUAAUGUCGCACCUUACUACUGA
Molecule: messenger RNA, 753 nt
Organism: Lactuca saligna
Lineage: Eukaryota; Viridiplantae; Streptophyta; Magnoliopsida; Asterales; Asteraceae
Source: the annotation of a GenBank genome assembly